Messenger RNA from Candida albicans SC5314, 1830 nucleotides. It is a transcript of the gene ARE2, whose product is annotated as sterol acyltransferase. Gene Ontology annotation, cellular component: endoplasmic reticulum membrane. The record is from RefSeq and is a predicted model, not a curated record. NCBI's taxonomy places the organism in Eukaryota, Fungi, Ascomycota, Pichiomycetes, Serinales, Debaryomycetaceae. Gene Ontology annotation, molecular function: ergosterol O-acyltransferase activity. The transcript has a single exon. Bases 1 to 1830 code for a protein of 609 amino acids. Gene Ontology annotation, biological process: ergosterol metabolic process.
AUGGGGAGAACAAAUACACUGGACCAGUUGAAUGCUAUCUCCGAUAAGAAUACCAAAAGGAAAUCUUUGGCAUUAGAUAACGAAUAUCAUAACAAUUCUUCUUCCGAAGAUGAUAGCUCUAAGAUAGAGCUUUCAUAUACUAUUCCCGAUAACAAUAACAUAAUUCUGCAAGAAACUACAACGUCAGUAGAAGAUGUUUUAUCUGUAUCAAGUGCUCCACAAAAUGAGUUGCGAUUGAGGAAGCAAAAGAGCAACAAUCAAGACUCACCUGUUGAUUUAAAUGGAGUUAUAGUCGAUGUUUCAAAAAGAGAAAAGAUUUUUUUAAAAAGGAAAAGACAAAUCGAUAACAAGCAUGGAUCUGAUAAGUCUAAGUACUUAUCUCGAUUCAAUGAUAUCACAUUCAAAGCAAAAUCUUCGACGAUCUUUGAAUCGGAUGAAUUUUAUAAAACGGAUUUCUUUGGGAUGUAUGUUUUGUUUUGGUUGGCAACAGCUUUUGCUAUGGUAAAUAACCUUAUUCAUACAUAUUUUGAAAACUCAACCCCUAUUUUGCAAUGGACUGUGGUAAAGGUGUUUAAGCGAGACUUGUUUAAAGUUGGAUUAGUCGAUUUGGCAAUGUAUUUAUCUACUUAUUUUGCCUUUUUCGUGCAAUAUGCUUGUAAAAAUGGAUAUUUAUCAUGGAAAAAAGUUGGCUGGUGGCUACAAGCAGCAUUUGAUGGUUUAUUUUUAUUUUUUUGGUUAUGGAUAGCUCUGGAAUAUUGCUUGGAUUUCCCAUGGAUUGCCAAAGUAUUUUUAGUGCUCCACAGUUUGGUAUUUAUUAUGAAGAUGCACUCUUACGCAUUUUACAAUGGAUACCUCUGGCUGAUUUACAAAGAAGGGUUAUACUCAGAGAAAUAUCUUGAUAAAUUAACAAAUGGAAAAGUUACAUUACCAAAAGGACACACCAAAAACGAAACAGAAAAAGUACUUCAGGAAAGUAUAGCUUUCACCAAAUAUGAAUUAGAAUAUCAAUCCCACGCUACUACAGAGAAUCCCGACGAUCAUCAUGUAUUCGAUAUAGAUCAGACAGAUAAGUCAAUUGCCAAACUACAACAAGAAGGGUUGAUCAAAUUCCCACAGAAUAUAACUUUAUUCAAUUAUUUUGAGUACAGCAUGUUCCCAACAUUGGUGUACACUUUAAAUUUCCCAAGAACAAAAAGAAUUAGAUGGUCAUAUGUAUUUGGUAAAACGUUUGGGAUUUUUGGUCUUAUUUUCUUAAUGAUCCUUAUUGCUGAAAACAACUUGUAUCCAAUAGUUCUUAGAUGUGAGAUUGCCAGAAAGUUGCCAGUACUGGAAAGAAUCCCACAAUAUUUUUUCUUAUUGAUGGAUAUGAUCCCACCAUUCUUGAUGGUAUAUUUGUUUACGUUCUUUUUGAUUUGGGAUGCCAUUCUUAAUGCAAUUGCCGAAUUGUCGAAAUUUGCUGAUCGUGAUUUUUAUGGGCCCUGGUGGUCAUGCACUGAUUUUUCAGAAUUUGCCAAUCAAUGGAAUCGUUGUGUUCACAAGUUUCUCUUGAGACAUGUUUACCAUUCCAGUAUCAGUGCAUUCGAUGUGAAUAAACAACUGGCAGCAAUAAUCACGUUCUUAUUGUCGAGUUUAGUACACGAGCUUGUGAUGUAUGUCAUUUUUGGAACUUUGAGAGGCUAUUUGUUAUUAUUCCAAAUGUCACAGAUACCAUUGAUUAUUAUGAGUAGAAGUAAAUUUAUGAAGGACAAAAAGGUGUUAGGUAACAUAAUUUGUUGGUUUGGUUUUAUUAGCGGUCCAAGUAUUAUUUGUACACUUUAUUUAGUGUUUUAA